UCUCUCUCUGAAACAGAGAGAGAGAGAGAGAGAGAGAGAGAGAGAGAGAGAGAGAGAGAGAGAGAAUGGUAAAAUUCUCGAAGGAGCUGGAAGCUCAGCUGAUUCCUGAAUGGAAAGACGCCUUUGUCGAUUACUGGCAACUCAAGAAGCUGGUUAAGAGAAUCAAGUUGUCGCAAACACCUAACCCUCCUCCACCCUCCGUCGCCGCCGCCUUCAUUUCUUCCCUCGCCGGAAAGUUCCGCAGCCUCCCUUCCGACCACCAACUCUCUCAGGUGAAGAAGAAGAAGAAGAAUGACAGCUUUGAAGAUGGUGAUCCUAAUGAACACCAUGAAACUGAACUGUCUCAAUUCUUCUCCGAAGAAGACGAAGUGAAGAUAUUUUUUGAAACGUUGGAUGAAGAAUUGGAGAAAGUUAAUGAAUUUUAUGGAAGUAGAGAGAGUGAGUUUAUGGAGAGAGGGGAUAGUCUUAGAGAACAGCUUGGAAUUUUGCUUGAAUUCAAACGGAUUCUUGAAGAUCGCCGCCGUAAAAUUUCGCCGUCGGCAUCAUUUUCCCGUUCCUCCUCUACUUUUUCUCCACGUCACUCCAGUUUUUCCGAGAACACAGAAUCAAAUGAAACGUCAGCAGAAGUAUCGGAGACGGAUGAAGCAAUAGCGGCGCUGGAGAAGCACGGCGUAACGUUCAUUAACGCCGCCGUGAGAGGCAAAACGAAGAAAGAGAAUAAACCCAUGAUGGCGCUACGAGUGGACAUUCCGGCAACUACUCCGUCGAGAACAAUCUCCGCCGUGAUGGGGAUGUUAUGGGAGGAUCUCAUCAACAACCCAAAAAAGGACGUCUCCGGCGACUCCAUUAGCCGUAAAAAAAUCCAGUGGGCCGAGAAGAUGAUACGUGGUGCCUUUGUUGAGCUCUACAAAGGCCUCGGCCUCCUCAAAACCUUCAGCUGGCUCAACAUGAAGGCCUUCGUCAAGAUCCUUAAAAAAUUCGACAAGGUGGCGAACCAAAAGGCGUCGGCGAGCUAUCUUCAAGGAGUGAAAAAGUCGGCCUUUAUCAGCUCCGAUAAGGUGGUAAGACUAAUGGACGAAGUGGAAUCCAUAUUCACAAAGCACUUCGCCAAUGAUGACAGAAAAAAGGCAAUGAAAUAUUUGAGGCCUCAGCAGCCUAAAGAUUCCCACAUGACCACUUUCUUUGUUGGGUUAUUUACGGGUUGCUUCAUGUCGUUGUUCAUUGUAUACGCAUCGUUGGCUCAUUUGUCUGGCGUCUUCUCUGGUCCAAAUGAAGUUUCUUAUAUGGAUGUUGUCUAUCCUGUUUUCAGUAUGUUUGCAUUGCUAAGCCUGCACAUGUUUAUGUAUGGCUGCAAUCUCUUUACCUGGAAACAAGCAAGAAUCAAUUACAACUUCAUUUUCGAGUUUCAGUCAAGUACGGCACUUAAGUACCGCGAUGCUUUUCUUAUUUGCACUACCACCAUGACUGCUGUGGUUGGAGCUCUUGUCAUUCACUUAAUCUUAGGACUCUCUGGUUUCUCACCUGUCCAAGUUGAUUACAUUCCGGGACUUCUUCUUCUCAUUUUUGUUGUCCUUCUCAUAUGCCCGUUUGACGUGUUCUACCGACCGACACGCUAUUAUUUUCUACGUGUGUUUCGAAACACGGUUUUCUCUCCUUUUUAUAAGGUUCUGUUAGUUGACUCUUUCUUGGCAGACCAACUUACAAGCCAGAUCACUCUGCUGAGGCUCAUGGAAUCCGCUAUCUGCUACUUCACUGCGGGUUCGUUCGGCAUGCGUCGAGGUGAGGUCUGCAAAUCCGGGACAUUAUACUGGGAAUUGGCUUACCUCAGUUCAUUUUUGCCGUACUAUUGGCGUGCAAUGCAGUGUGCAAGAAGAUGGUUUGAUGAUAAUGACUUGGACCAUUUGGCUAACUUGGGCAAGUAUGCAUCAGCCAUGGUGGCGGCCGGUGCCAGGCUUACAUAUUCUCGGCAAGACACUCACUUCUGGUUCAUAAUCGUCUUGGUCACUUCCUUUGUAGCAACAAUAUAUCAGUUGUACUGGGAUUUUGCCAAGGACUGGGGAAUUCUCAACCCGAAAUCUCGAAAUCCAUGGCUUCGAGACGAACUCAUCUUGAAGAGCAAAGGCAUCUACUACCUGUCAAUUGUUUUGAAUGUGAUCCUAAGAGUUGCUUGGGUGGAAACAGUGUUACAGUUGCAUAAAUUGCACAUUAGAAACAUCGAGUCGAAAAUGCUCGACUUCCUGUUGGCUUCGCUCGAGGUUAUCCGACGAGGGCAUUGGAAUUUCUACAGAUUGGAGAAUGAACAACUAAACAACGUUGGAAAAUACAGGGCUGUGAAGACAGUUCCUCUACCAUUCCUUGAUGCCGACUCCGAUGGCUAAGACCGAUUUAUGAAUGUACAGGUCUGGUCCCUAACAAAGCUGACCUGAAGGAAGGGAUGAGGAUGGUCAACAUAUACUAAACUAUAAUUAAGCUCCAUCUCAUUCAUCCUAUUGUUCCAAUUCACACUUGUAAAGUACAAAGUGUAAUUUCCGACGCAUGGUCCCAAGCGACAAAACUCUCGCUCGGCUCCUCGACACAUAGUAAUUUGAUUGGUAAGUGUAAGGUAAUCCUAUUUUCUCAAAUUGUAAGGAAUGCUUGUUUCUAGUGAAACGUUAGCUCUGCUCGAGCAGCAGUUGAAACUACCCCGAAAUCUGCCCCCUGUGUGUAUAUAGUACGUGCUCAUGACAACUCCAGAAGAUACCAAGUUAGAGUUGGCUUACAAUUGCAAUAUCCUAAGCAACAGAACUCAUGUACCUUGGAGAUUGAAAUUCAAAACAAUGAACACCAA
Messenger RNA from Cucurbita maxima (winter squash), 2827 nucleotides. RefSeq names its product phosphate transporter PHO1-like. Gene Ontology annotation, cellular component: plasma membrane; cytoplasm; Golgi apparatus. Lineage: Eukaryota; Viridiplantae; Streptophyta; Magnoliopsida; Cucurbitales; Cucurbitaceae. Gene Ontology annotation, biological process: cellular response to phosphate starvation; phosphate ion transport. Gene Ontology annotation, molecular function: inositol hexakisphosphate binding. The transcript is spliced from 14 exons. Bases 66 to 2378 code for a protein of 770 amino acids. The record is from RefSeq and is a predicted model, not a curated record.